Molecule: messenger RNA, 390 nt
Organism: Plasmodium vinckei vinckei
Lineage: Eukaryota; Apicomplexa; Aconoidasida; Haemosporida; Plasmodiidae
Product: mitochondrial ribosomal protein S8 precursor, putative
Exons: 2
Coding region: 1-390 (129 amino acids)
Biological process (GO): translation
Cellular component (GO): ribosome
Molecular function (GO): structural constituent of ribosome
Source: RefSeq, a predicted model, not a curated record
AUGCAGAGAGCAUGUGAAAUGGUAGUAUCGUUAUUACGAACUGAUGCUAUGACUCAAAAAUGUCCAUUUCAUGUAUUAAAUGUUCAAAUUCUUGAAUUAUUACAAAAGGAGGGUCUCAUUAGAGGGUUUGCAAUUAAGGGAACAAAAAUAGAUAUACUACUAAAGCAUUACAAGGGCGCACCGGUUAUAAGGAAUAUUCGAGUUGUAUCAAAACCAAGUAGAGAUAUAUGGCUAACACCACAUGAACUCAAAUUUCGUACACGAUUCAAUACAGGAUUAUGGGUAAUGCAAACUAGUUGUGGUGUAAUAAGUCACAGAGAUUGCAUACGAAUGGGUAUUGGGGGUAAAAUGCUAUUUGCAGUUAAUAAUGGAUAUCAGCAUUUUUGUUAG